Messenger RNA from Blastomyces dermatitidis ER-3, 5256 nucleotides. RefSeq lists its product as uncharacterized. Gene Ontology annotation, molecular function: protein binding. The record is from RefSeq and is a predicted model, not a curated record. NCBI's taxonomy places the organism in Eukaryota, Fungi, Ascomycota, Eurotiomycetes, Onygenales, Ajellomycetaceae. The transcript is spliced from 4 exons. The coding region runs from base 1102 to 4725 and encodes 1207 amino acids.
GGCGGGGGCGGGGGCGGGGUUUCUUUGGUGAAAGCUGCAUGGAUUGCAGGUAGUGAGGAUUUCAUGGUGGGUGGCCCUUGAGGUGCGGGAUUGUUGGACAUUCUGGCGGUGUUACUGUAGCGUAAAUGCACCUGGGAGGCAGAAGGGGAUCACCUGGACGCGAAGCCAGGGGACUUAUUUCGUCCCCUUUUCCUCUUCCCUUCCCUCCUCUUCUCGUCUCCUUCUAGACACCCGAUGAGACGACAGCGGGAAGGAGAAGACUAAUUAAUAGAAGCAAUUUUUUUACCCCGCUGGAAGAGGCUAGAAGUUUAGUUCGGCAGCAACCCGAUAGCAGCCAAACAGUAGUUGGAUAUCAGAAAAUAUUCGAGUUUCACACUUGGAGGGAGAAGUGAACUGCAGCUGCUGUUUCAGAAGCCUAGGGCCAAAUGAAUUGGCGUUGAACACGGAUAGAUAUUCUCUUUUAACUCACAUCAGCAGAAGAGGAGUGAUAUCAAACCCAGUCUUUCAAUCCAACCAGUGGUUUGGGUCUCAUACGUCGCGGUUGAUGGUGGAAGUGGCGUAGGCGGCGACAUCUAGUUCACACCUAAAUGAGCCGCACCAGCCACAGCUUACAAACUGUUUCCUCCACCAUCAUUCAUACCAACGACAAACCAUCACGACCAACUAUUUGCUAUCUGAACCAAGUGGGCUGUUGACACUCCCGCUGUUCUGCAAAUCAACCUCCAUUCCUACGUUCCUUUAUAUCCUCUAACAUUGAAUGUUUUUGGCGUAAUAAAUCUCUCCUGUCCCGUAAAUCCUCGGUUCCAUAUCUCAACUAUCCUGGUCUAUGAACUUCUACGGUUUCAGCCUCUACUGGCAUAUCCUGCGCAACGAAGGAGCCUUAAUAAACUAAUUUGUCUGCUGCGAAAACUCAAUUUGGCGGUCUGUUGUUGUUGCUGUUGUCGCUGUCGUCUUCAGCCCUGGAGUCAGAGAGGGUCACAACCAAAGCCGCAACCCCCGCCAACCCCCUAAUUACUCUGCGCAUCCAGCGAGAAACCUAACUUAGACCCCGCGUUCUACCCGUUCUAUUAAUUCGGCUCCAGUAUAAUUUCUGCGAGGUGAAUGCAACCGUCCAACCAAAUGUCGGGCGUUCCGUUCACAGUCAGGGCGGUGUUUGAAUACACCUCCGAGCACGAGGAUGAUCUUAACUUUUCGGUCGACCAGAUCAUCAAGGUAACCGCGGAGGAGGAUGAUGACUGGUACUUUGGAGAAUAUGUGGAUGAGUCGGGCUCCAAGAAAGAAGGCAUUUUCCCUCGGAAUUUCGUCGAAAGAUACGAACCCCCCGCACCCCCUCGACCGACGAGACCUUCGAGGUCAAGGAAGGAGCCUGAACUUCCUGCUGCUGCUACUGCUCCUCCAGUGGACCCAACUCUCGCCACUGCCCCUGCACCAAUGUCUCCGAAGAUUGUAAAUGAACGCGCUGAACCAGAACAUGAGCAAGUACCAGCAAUGCCACAGGCAGCAGCAGAACCUCAGCUACCACCAGCGCCACAACCCGUUGAGGCUGCUCAAGCGACCGCUGCAGCGCCAGUUGCACCCCCUUCCCCGAAACCCGUCGAAGCGCAACAACCCGUGCAAAAGCCAGCGUCAAAAGCUCCGCCUCCGGCAGUAGCGGAAAAACCUACGGGCUCCUCAUUUAAAGACCGUAUCGCGGCAUUUAACAAACCUGCAGCCCCUCCAAUUACUCCAUUCGACCCGAAUAAGCCUCCUUCCUCCUCCUCGUUUAUCAAGAAACCGUUUAUUGCUCCUCCUCCGAGCAGAAAUGCUUAUGUACCACCGCCUAUGGAGCAGCCACAGAAGAUAUAUAGGCGAGAAGAAGACCCCGAUAUUGUGGAGCGCACCAGCCAUGAUAGGCCCGUGCCGGAGCGCCCCAUUAUAUCUGCAGAUCCUGAGGAGACAGAAGACCAGCCCAAGCCUACGAGUUUGAAAGAGAGAAUUGCAUUACUACAAAAGCAGCAGCUUGAGCAGGCGGCACGUCAUGCAGAAGCUGCUCAGAAGAAGGAGAGGCCCAAGAAGCCUCCAAAGAAGCGCAUGGAGUCUCAAGAGCGGACGGAACAAAUUGGCGCUGUUCAUGGCGCUGAGCUAGAAAGGAUCGAAACUUCCGAAACCGCCAAGGAUUCCAAUGCCGCGGCUUCCAUCCAUGAAGGUCCCGAAUCACCUGGGCGCGCCCGCUCUCCUACGCAGCCCUCCAGGGAGCUCACAAGUGAUACCAACGAUGCAGACUAUUCCGGCGCUGGGGAUACUGAAGAGGCUGAUGAAGCUUCCACCGGAAGGGAAGACACCGACGACCAACAUCGCGAGUUGAGGAAAAAGCAAGCGUCGGAUUCUAAACAGGCUUUAGACGGUGAGGAUGAGAUUGAGGAGGAACCAGAUGACGAGGAGGAAGAGGAAAUAGACCCCGAAAUUCGACGGCGCAUGGAAAUUCGUGAACGGAUGGCUAAAAUGAGUGGCGGUAUGGGCAUGAUGGGGAUGUUUGGUCCUCCGGGAGGACUCCCACCGGCCGGCGGAUUCCGAAAGUCAAAACCGCCUGCAGCUGAUUCCGAGCGGAAAUCGUCUGAGGACCAUCGACAUUCUUCAUCUGCCAUGCAUGCACCUCCCGUCCCUUUAAUGGGCUUGCCAGGAAUGUAUGCUAAGAAACCCGCUGAGCCAGCGCCAGAAGUGGGCGAAGACGAGGGCCAGGAGGUUCAGCCAACUCCUGAUCCGAGAUCUACGGAGCCACCUGUCGAAGAGCCACCCAAACCCCCGACCGAGCUCCCACCAGCGCCUACAGAGCGGGCGGUAGCACCACUUCCACCCCAAGACCAACCCGCGUCCUCACCUCCACCAAAACUCGCAAGGCCCUUUCCACCACCAAUUCCGAAGGAGCUUCCGGCUCCCCCUAUCCCCACAGAUUCUCGCCCAUCGACGUUGCCAUCGAGACCUAUUGCCUCACCAAGCCUUGGUAGUGAAUCCGAUGACGAACUCUCUGCCCCUCAAGGUCCUGGACAGCAGCCUUCAGAUUCCUUGGACCUUUCGGACCGGAAUGGGGCGCCGCAGUCGCCCAGACAAUCGUUCAGCCCUGAGCCAUCCGGUAGUUUAAAGUCGCCUACUAUGAGUGCUGAAAAACGUGCCAGCCGUGGCCCCCCACCAAUACCCCUUGCCAGUCCUCCUUUACCUUCGCCUAGCCACACUCGUCCGCCACCCCCUCCUCCGCCCAUGCCUGGCCGUAGGUCUACCAAUGACAGUAAAAUGAACGCCUCCACUCCAACCGCUAUGUCCGGGGGGGACAACAGCGAGGAAGAAGUUACCGAGUAUGAUGGGGACUAUGACACGGACAUUGCAUCCGGGGUAAAGCACAAAGAUGCGUUGAAGGCACAUGUGCGUGAGUCAAGUUUUGAUGAAGAUACCAUAACAGAUGAGUUCUCUGCGCAGUCUCCCAGGAGCCCACAGGACAUGCGGCCUCCUCCUCUUCCCCCCACUGCCGCCCCUCGUGCAGUUCCUCCCCCACCACCCACUCAGCCACCGAAACACGCGCGAAAAUCCGCAGACAUGCCUAGAGGCCCACCUCCGCCAGUGCCUCCCUUAAAGGAUCAAACUGGAAACGCAGCGGAUGAUAGUGAAGACUACGACCCAUUCCGCUAUAGUGCCCGUUCACCCGUACCUCCUAGCGGACUCCCCAGCUUACCCUCUAGUGCACCGCGAGUCGAACUAAACCUGCCACUGCGAAACCCCCCUCCUGAGGAUGAAGAUGAUGAUCUCUAUUCAGCCUCGCUCCCCCGACCGUUUCAACAGCAGCCACAGCCACUCUCUACUGAGAGGGCGGCUCCUGGAGCUCCCCCAUCGUGGAACCCACCGAGGCAGUCUAUGGAUGCUCCCAGGUCUGCGCCAAAUGCUCGCAGAUCAAUGGACGUUUCGCGCCCCACUGGAGACCAAGGAUAUAUCGCAAGCGACGUGGACUUGGGCGCCAGCUCACUCUGGUGGACACAGCCUAACUUACCACCUCCAGCCUUCCAGAAACGGCGCGACGUCCAUUUCGAGAUAGACCAAUCCACCCCGACCAACCGCGGCGGUGACACCACCGUCUCCAAGGCCGUCUAUAUCCUCUUCAUGGAUUACUCACAAACCAUCGUAACCGUCCAAUUCGAUUCUAAAAACCCCAUCGACGCCAUCCUCGAGCAACGUCACGAACCUCCUCCCCAGCGCCUGCGCCAAGACCAGCUCGAAAGCGCCCACGAGCAAUUCGGCACUCGCAUCUCCGACGCUGUCACUGCAAAGCAAAACAGUAUAGUGGGAGACGGCACGCCGCACGGCCUCGUCCUAUCACUCCUAACCCCUCUCUCCGACGCGCUACCGCCAAUCGGCACGCGCGCCUACGGCUCCCUUGUCUAUGCUAAUCUAGCCAACGCGUCUGUGCAGCAGGUCGAUGAGAUUCGCGCGGGCGAUAUUGUCACGUUCCGGAACGCGCGGUUCCAAGGCCAUCGCGGAACGAUGCAUCAGAAGUACAGUGCUGAAGUGGGUAAGCCGGACCAUGUGGGUAUUGUUGUCGAUUGGGAUGGGACGAAGAAGAAGAUCCGGGCGUGGGAGCAGGGGAGGGAAAGUAAGAAGGUUAAGAUGGAGAGUUUUAAGUUGGGAGAUUUGAAGAGUGGGGAGUGUCGGGUUUGGAGGAUUAUGCCGCGGAGUUGGGUUGGGUGGGACGGCUUGCACUGAGUGGAUGAGCUUUUGUGUGUUUGUGUUUUGUGAGUGGGUAAAGGGGUGUGACAAGAACCUUAUCAGGGGAAGCAGGAGGGAUGGUAUAAAGGAACGAACCCUUUUAUUGUUUAUUGUCUUAUGAUGAAUGCUCCUUCAUAUUCCCCUAUUUUUUUACCCUUUGAAAUGUGCAUACGCCUUUUUUUUAUUUAUUUAUUUUGUGCUGCUUUCUUCCCCCGUCUUUGCAUGAAAUAUAACGUUCCUAGAUGAGCUGGGUUCGGCCGAUUAGGCGCUGCUUUAACGUAGUAUACAUAUAGCGACUGCAGUAGUCAAGAAUGAGAUGUUAUCACUUGCCGUCGUUGGAGGUGGAUGUGAAGCGGGCGUCGCACCCCCCCCCUUUUUUUUUUGGCCUGUAAUUUAUGAUUUUGUCCCUUGGAUCACUAUUCAUAUUGGCCUGAUUAAUAUUCGGCGUUCAAUUUACCAUAUUUAUGGGAUAUAUUUUCUUCUUCUCCAUUUUUUCUUUUUUUUUUUUUUUUUUUUUUUUUUUUUUUC